CGUAGUCGUCGUCGUCCAGGACAAUCGCGUGAUCGUCGUAAGCACGAUAAGCCUCUCGAGAGAGCGAAACGAUGGCCCUGAAGAUACCACUAGCGUACUUGCUCAUCGCGAUCGCCGCGAGCCUCGCGCUAUCAUCGUCGGAUGAUCAUCAUCAUCGCGUGCCCCCGCACAACCACAGAUUUGCUUGGCCAGUCUGGUACCGCGACAGGUUGCUCCAUACCAGACACGGUCAUCCGAACGAUGAACGCGUCGUUCCGGGGACGUCCACCGUCACCACCACGAGGAGUCCGUGGACCGUGCGGCCGCAGGUGCCCACGACGAGGUCACCGCAUCAGGUAAAUCCGGUGUUGAGGCAUCACGUGGGACAACGAACGCUGGAACACAAGUUCAGUGGUGGCGCGGUGGCGAUGGCAAAGUACGAUGGUACAAGAGCGAUAGCGUACGCGAGUUACCACGACAAUCACCGACAUCAGCCAAGGGAGGCCGUCACGCAGAGCUAUCAACUAGUUCCGACAACUGCCCCCACAUAUACUAGACAUCAUUCGGGGAGACGAGUGUGCACCAGGCAAACUCCCACGAGUUCUCAUCAUCACAGAGGAAGACAAAUUAGAUUAGUAUAUACUGAGUUGCCUUCCAGUUUCUUUUGCUGUCCAGGAUGGUCGCAAAUAACCCAUCUGAGUUUUGGUUGCAACAACCCCACGUGCCCAACACCGUGCUUGAAUGGUGGAAUUUGCACAUUGCCUGGCAAAUGCACGUGUCCCAAGGGAUAUACUGGAAACCAGUGCCAGAUAGAUGUGGAUGAGUGUGCGAUAGAAAAACCUUGCGGGCAACUUUGUACGAAUCUACCUGGCAGCUAUCGAUGCCAUUGCCGGGCCGGAUUUCAACUUCAGCAGGAUGGUCAGUCCUGUCGGAGAAAUGAUACCGAUGAGAAUGCUUUUGAGGCUCGUGACUUGGAAAGCGAUUUUCAUGACACGUCGACAAAAGAUCCGACUUCUCAUGACACAGAAAACGAGGUGAGCGACAGUGAUCAAGAUUACGAGAUCAUAUUAAAGAGACUAACCAAACUAGAAAAGCAAGUGGCCAGAAACAGAAAGAGAGAUACAGAGACUUCCGAGAUGAACACCAAAGUCACAUUAGCAGUCGAGAGCGUUAACGAAAUGAAGAGAACUGUCGAGAACGUGCAAUUGAUGCAACAGGAAGUAUACGAUAUGAGAAGCAAAAUGAAGCAAUAUGAGGCAGAAAUGAGGAAAAUACAACACCUGAUGAAUCGCGUUGCGGAAUUAGAAAAUCGUUUAAGAAUACGCUGCAGAUCGGCAAUGUCGAUAAAUAGCGAAUCCUUGAACUUCUAACAUUGUUUUCUAAUAUCGUGCGCGAAUUUAGUAUCGAUAUUACUUAAUGUUAAUAGCGGAUAGUUAUAGCAUUACCUAUUAUUUUACUCACAGUACUAGUAAGAGAUAAUAUUACUACUUUCUUUCUCAUUUAAUAGCAGAUAGUGGUAAUAUUGUUUUUACUAUGAAUUUUCUAUACUAUAAGAGUGGUAAAGAGUGGAGUUUGGAAACUAAUAACAUCUUAAAAUUAGAAUUAUGCAAACAUAAGAGAACAUGAAGGCAAAUCGUGCAUAUGCGGAAAGAAAGUGUUUGUCUCUUCCCAUUUUUAAAUCACAGAAUGAUAUUAAUCGGCUUAGUUAAAGUGUAACUGUAGCUACAAAAUACAUGCAGAAUUAUUCUUGUCGUGAAAUAGCAUCACUGCCAUGAUUUAGCGUUAGUCAUAGUUUUUAAGCUAGCAACAGCAUAAUUUAAGUAUCAUACAAAACUCUACUUAUGUACACUUACUUUUAUAAUAAAAUCAUAGAGAUUUUG
This is a messenger RNA of Ooceraea biroi (clonal raider ant), 1859 nucleotides long. It is a transcript of the gene slow, whose product is annotated as epidermal growth factor-like protein slowdown. NCBI's taxonomy places the organism in Eukaryota, Metazoa, Arthropoda, Insecta, Hymenoptera, Formicidae. Gene Ontology annotation, molecular function: calcium ion binding; signaling receptor binding. Gene Ontology annotation, cellular component: cell surface; extracellular region. Gene Ontology annotation, biological process: anatomical structure development. The record is from RefSeq and is a predicted model, not a curated record.